This is a messenger RNA of Pelmatolapia mariae (spotted tilapia), 5975 nucleotides long. It is a transcript of the gene zfta, whose product is annotated as zinc finger translocation associated. The transcript has 5 exons. Gene Ontology annotation, biological process: negative regulation of DNA-templated transcription. The coding region runs from base 546 to 2483 and encodes 645 amino acids. Lineage: Eukaryota; Metazoa; Chordata; Actinopteri; Cichliformes; Cichlidae. The record is from RefSeq and is a predicted model, not a curated record.
UCACCGCCUCGUGGUUAACCGGCGCUCUGCCUUCAUGUCGCGGCUGUGGGACAGCAGCAGCAGCAGCAGCUUACCGGUAUUAGCGCCUGCUGCUCCCUCUGCCCCCCCGGGGUGGGUGUGCAUCGUCGUAGCUGCUACUGUCUCUUUAAAUUUACCCAGGAGCCCCUUAAGGAGCCCCAGGGGCCCCUAGUCCGGCUCCCCACCCUGAAGACAAGCAAGAGCCUAAAAAUUCAUGAGUAGAGGCCUGAGCCGAGGCGCCUCCACCGAGCACCGCGGAGCAGCGGCCCUUUUCGCCGGUGGAUUUAUGAUUGUGUGCUUGCAUGAAAAGUUAACUUGGCUCCCGUGCGGGGCGCGUGGGGGGACCGCGGAGAGCACGGGCUCCUCGGCGGUGGGCUCGUUAUAGAGCGCCUGGCAGAUGCGUGUCGAACGCUGCGGAGCGGCGAGAACGUGUUGUUGUUGUGAGGGUGACAUGCCCCACGACGGCGACACGACCCACUGAACGAAGCACCGCCAACCACGACUGAAGCGAGAGCAGCGAUCCAGUGAUGGAAGAGAAAGGAGCGGGGCAGGGGGAGCCCGUGAAGCUCCGCUGUGCCUAUCAGCCGGAGCUGCUCUCAUUAAUAACAAGCGGGCAGGAGGAAACCACGCAGGAGGAGAGCGAGUUAGUAGAAGACGGUCUUGCCAAUGGCCAUGGAGAGGUGGAAUCAGAGAGCGGUGUGGUCACGCCUGUCAGGUCACCAGGCACCAGCUACUGGAGCAUCACAGAGAGCCCAGAUCACCCCCUCCUCCUCUCCCUGGCCCCGGGGCCCUCUGGAGCCAAACCCAGGGUGCAGAGAGCCUCGCGUCCAGGCCUGAGCCGGAUUCCAGGCCGUGACCACCGCCGGUACUACCACGAGUACUGGCGCAGCGAGUACCUGAUGGACUUUGACCCCCAGAGGCACGGCAUGAUCUGCAUGGUGUGCGGUAGUUCAUUGGCCACUCUGAAGCUCAGCACUAUCAAGAGGCACAUCAGACAGAAGCACCCAGACUCCCUGCUGUGGAGCGCUGCCGACAAAGAGGUGAUCCGCUCGGGGUGGGAGAGCCACCUGAGUUUGGGGGGAGGGCAGAAGUUAUACAGCCCUGCUUCGGGACCCUCACUUCAGGGAGAAGAGGACACUAGGCACUCAGGUCAACAGACUGGAGAAACUGCAGACCCUGUGACAGCCCAGGAGCAAACCCAGCAGUCCAUCAGCCUGACUCCCUGCUCUGUGGAGGGUGAAGCCCCGCAGCCUAAAGAAGAGGAGCAGUACCUGCCCGAGCCGUCAGCGCAGAUCUUGGAACGCUAUCUGAACGACUCGCUGCAUGCCUGGUUCCGUCAGGAGUUCUUGAUGGAAUAUGAGUCUCAUGCCGGUCGGCUGCUGUGCAUGGUGUGUGGAGCGGUGCUGCCCUCGCUUCACCUGGACCACAUAAAGAGCCACCUGCUGGACACCCACCCUAACUCACUGGUGUACAGCUCUGAGGAGAAACACUGCAUCCUUCAGGCCUGGACUCAGACUCACGCAGAAGAAGCGGAGCACUCAAACAAAUCAGAGACCAAAGAUGCCGCUGUGGGGCUCUUCUCUGAGGACGUGGAAACCAUCCAGAUCAACACUGACGUGUACACGGAGGGCGGCGGCACUUUAACUCAGGACACUUGUCUUAUUGGUGAGGACGGCGGUGUCGGAGUUCCCCAGCAGGGUCUGCAGCCCUUCCGGCAGCCUAAGAAGAGGAGGCUACACGGGGGCGACCCGUGGCGGCUGCGUCUGGACUAUCUGGUGGCCUACGGGCCUCAAGGCCAGGGCAUGUUCUGUAUGGUGUGUUCUCAGGUCCUGCAUGAAACCAAGGUUAGCAGCUUCCGCCGCCACAUCCAGGAAUGUCACCCGGAGACCACAACCCUGAGCCGACAGGAAAGGGAAGCCAUGGCUGCAGCCUGGACCAAAGAUUACCCCAGUGAAGGCAUGCAGAUCCAAGAUGAAAUCAACCCCAGUGAAGUUGAUGUCCUCAGUACCGCAGGAGAGACAAAUGAAGAUGCCUCCCCUGAUGUCAAAAUACCCAGCAAACUGGUGAUAAAGGAGGAAGCUGUGGGCGAAGCCAAGGGCAAAUCAAAGGAUGGCGGCGCUGCAAACACACCUUCUCGUCAUGGUCAUUACCCCGGCAAGGACCAGAGGAGGAACUACCAGGUGCGCUGGCGGACGGAUUACUUGAUGGAUUACGACUGUAGGAGGCACGGGCUGAUCUGCAUGGUGUGUGGAGCCACUCUGGCCACACUGAAGGUCAGCACUAUUAAAAGGCAUAUUCAGCAGGUCCACCCUCACUCGCUGUAUUUCAGCGCAGUGGAAAAGCAGCAGGCCCUGCAGAGCUAUAACCAGACUGCCCUGCAUUUCAUCCAUUCUGACGACUGCUUUUCACCCCGGGACCAUGGACAUACUGAGCUGGCCCCCACUUCAACACACUUGGACACUUAAGAAGGGCUUCUGUCUGUUGCUCCUUACAUGACUUCAGAAACAGCCCUCCUUGUUCUCUUGAAGGGAAAUUCAGGUAUUUGUAAUUUGUAAAAGACUGCAAUUUCCCUUUAAGUCGGCAUCUGGGAGUACUGCUGUGGCUAAAGGACAAUAAUGGGUGCCACGUGGGAAUCGACAACAAUACAAAUAUCACGCAGCCUAAAACAAAAUCAAAGUGCAGCCACUCAUUUGAAACUAAAGCUUUUUUGCACAUCGCCUGUUUUACCUGAGGACCUCACAAGAUUUUGGGAAAUUAUUGCUUUAGAUGUACAAAAUGUAUGUUUUGCUUAUGUAUUUAUUUCCUAGCUUUGUAUCUGUUGGUACUUUAAAUAUAAAUCAACAUGAACCCAAGUGGGUGGUCCUCUGGAGCAAUCGGAUAAUAUCUCUGAAUCUGCGGACACAAACUGUAGAGUAACGCUAAGAUACUUUUUAAAAGUAAUGUAUAGAAAAAUGACACGGGGCUCAUGCUAUCGGUCCAGUCACAUUCACUGCUAAUGUGGCAAAGACUGAACAUAGAUGGAUCUUCUUUUUGUUGGGGGUACAUUCGCUUUUCACAUCCUAAGAAUUGAUGCAGUGUUCUCUUUGGCAGCCAACAACAAAACAUUUCUGCUUUGCUUCUAGGUAAAAUAUUGUAAUGUAUCAGUUAGCAGAGGCAGCUAGCUGCUAGCUGCAUGUGAAUUUAUUCUGUUCCUUAGUCUUUGUUGGCCUACCAAACUAGCUGCUAAUGUGCUAAUAUGCCAGUUUUGUUCAAAGUAGAUGGGGUCCCCAGGUACAGGCGCAUACAGCGCAGCAUUUAUGAUGGCGACAUUUAACAGCCAAGCCUAGUUACGUUUAUGUCAGAAUCAUAGCAAUGCAUGGACUUAAUAUUUUGUCAAGGUUGGCAUGUCAUAUUAGCUGUGUUGCACCUUCAGCUUUCAGCUGCAACUGCUCCUCGGAGAAUAAAGUGCCCCACAAAAGAACUGAAAGUAAUGGGACAGUUAUGUCUUUAAUAACCUUUUGCCUAAUUAGCAAGCUUGCUAACUGGCAGGUAACAGUUGCCUACCAGCUAGGGUAGCGGCAAUGUUACAUUUGAUGUUCUGAUUCCUGUCCUCCAAAAAGGAAAGCUUUACUGAAUGCUGAAUGCUUCGAUUUUAGUGGAAACACAACAAAGAUUUCCAGUGAAACAUUCCAAUGUGGUAACAAACUCGCAAAUUUCACUUUGAGGUCACCAGGGCCACCCUCUUCCUGGGCUAGCUAGCACGCAGACAGAAUUAGCAGUUGCGUCUCAUUUGGGCUAGUUAGGAAAAACAGAAGUAACUUUCUGGUCUGAAUCAAUGUAAAUGUGGAAUAUUUAAACACGGAUACUCGUUCAUGUAUUUCUCAGCAGAGAUGUUUGGUUUGUCAGAGGAGGAAAAGGUCAGGCAAGCUCGGAGAGGACUUCUAAUACCGAUGCCCUAUUUUGCAUUUCUAAAGAAAGGCAUUCAGUUAUGCAAUAAAAUAUAAUAACUUAUCAAUCCUACGCUUGAUCACGCCACAAAGUUUCAUGAUGCUCAGCAGUGCUCGCUAACAGACAAAAGGGGUGAGCAAGUUGCUGACUGAGUGGAGAUGAGCCAUUGGUUUCCCUGCUGCAAGUCAAAAUCUUUGUUCCUUUGAUACCCAACGAGUAUCUGGACUUAAGCACUUAUGGCACAGUGAAGUCCUGGAAAUGUGGCAUUGUGGGGGCCUGAGUCUUCUCUCAGGAAGUAAGAAACAGAGUGCUCAGUGAGGCGAACAAGAAAACUGAGUCAAAUUUAAGACAACUCAGCACUUUGUCCCAUAAAAUGUACUAAACCCCAAAUGUCCUUGUGUGCAUCCAAUAGAAUGAGAUGUUUGGUGUUAUUGCUGAAGACAAUGAAUGGCAGCGUGCAGUCACUGGGUUCACAUCACUCCAGUCUAUUUAAUCUCUUGUUUACAGAGGAGGAAGAGGAGGCCCUCUUCUCACUUAUCCUCAGCAUUUGGCAUCAACAUCAGCCUGAGUCAUUUUGUUAGCUAAAAGCUGUACAAAAAUAUGUAAAUAUGAAUGAUUAUUUCUUUAUAUGAGCACUUUGAUGCAGCCUGGUUUCUACAGUCUCUGUUUGUAAUUAUAUCCAGUUUUUCUACUUUAUUCCAAACAGCGUCAUUCUUCAACACUUGGAGCGAAGCUUGUUGAACUUCUGCCUUCACUUUGAAACCUUCACUCCAGCUCUGGUACCGCUUCAUAUUUUUCAUUCACUGUACAAAGUUUAUGCAACGAAGAAAACUGAAGAUUAAUUAUUUGGAAAAGAAAAGUCUGCCAUAACCAGUUCUUCACCUGGAAAUUAUACCUCAGGGAUUUUGUUUUCAUCGACAGCCCAUUCACAUAAUCGUUCUCAACUUGUAGGCUGUCGAUGUACUGAUGGAGGAGUCAGGAUUGGUUGUACAGGUGGGAGAAAUAUGAGAACCUGGGCCACUGUUUAAAGAAAACAGAAGUCUAAAAAUGUUACUUUUUUAUUGUAUUUUUAAGAAGUUGUGCUUUCACAAAAAGUUGGAUUUUAAGGGGGGAAAGUCAUGUUUUAAGAAAAAGUCACAUUACAAUGUCAUAGAAUUUUACAAUUGUGAGCAAAAGAACAUAUAUACAUAUGAUCAGUUCAUUAGGUACACUCUGCUAGUGCUGGGUUGCACUCUUACAUCAUCCAGCCGCUGCAAAUAGUCUUCAGAGAUUUGUACGGUUUGUGCAGAUUCGACUGCUGCCCCACGGGCACGACGGGUCCAUGCUUUCACUGUGUUGAAAUUUGGACACUAUCAUCCGAAUAUUGUAGUAGAAAUGAAGACUCAUCAGGGUGUUUUUGCAAACUUCUGUCGUCCAGUUUUGGUGAGUCCGAGUGAACUGUAGCCUCUUGCACUUGCUGAGCAGCCCCUGGUCUAGUCUGCUGCUGCUGCUAACGUGUCGUGUGUUUUCUCCUUUUUCACACUGUUCUCUGUAAACUUAGAUACGGUUGUGGAGGAAAAAGUCUUGUGAUUGGCUGUAAAUGAGCAGUCAAACAGGUGUACCAAAUGAAGUGGUCAGUGAGUGUAUGUUUAUUCUGACAUAUUCUACACCUAAAGCAGAGAAUAUGACUUCAUUCUCAAAAACAACUUGUGAAACCAUGAUGAUAUUCUGCGUUUCCCCCUUUAAAUGCUACAGCGUCUGUGGUCAGCGGCUCCAUUCCUGACUCACUUUCUACAAAUGAUUUCAUUUUUUUGCAUUAGAGCAGGUCUAACCAUGGCUCUAAUAACAUUUUGACACAGCACUUAUAUUUUAAAAUGAGGUGAGUUGCAGUGAAACGAAUCAGAGGCUCAUUUAAGUGAGACAUGAUGCACUUGAUUGGAUGUGUGUGUUUACUGUGUUUGUGGGGGGAUGAGCUCCUCCUCCUUUAUGUUCUCAUCACCUUUCAUCUGUAAAUGAUCAACAUAUGCAUUCUCUCCUCUGUGGUCUUUGAA